CGCGGCCACCUGCAACCACCGCGCAACCCCGCAACGUCGCUCAGCCGAAUCGUCCCCUCCCCCCCCCCCCCCACCCCUAAUCCGGACCCACAAAGCCGCACGAGACGAGAACAUCAAGGACGCGCGGAAGCGGAAGCGAAACCCCAACCCCAGGAAGAGCCAGAGGGAGAGCGCGCGGAUCCUCCAAACCCUAACCCUCCACCUCCGCUCGUCGCCGGCGAUGGCGAUGGAUGCGGAGCGGCGGCAGGCGGAGCUGAUCGGGCAGUUCUCGGCGCAGGCGGCCGCGCUGUCCUCGGCGCCGCAGCUGGCCGCGCUGGUGCUCGAGGCCACCUCCCAUCCAGCCCUCUUCGCCUUCUCCGAGCUCCUCACCCUCCCGGCCCUCUCCAAGCUCGCCGGCACGCAGUACGCGUCGUCCCUGGACGUGCUCCGGCUCUUCGCCUACGGCACCUUGAAGGAUUACAAGAGUAAUUCUGGCUCCCUUCCUGCGUUGUUGCCUGAUCAAGUCCGGAAGCUGAAGCAACUCAGUGUGCUAACUCUUGCUGAGUCAACCAAGGUACUACCGUAUGAUCAACUCAUGCAAGAGUUGGAUGUUUCCAACGUAAGAGAACUCGAAGAUUUCCUCAUCAAUGAGUGCAUGUACUCAGGUAUUGUUAGAGGCAAAUUGGAUCAGCUGCGAAGGUGCUUUGAGGUACAAUUUGCAGCUGGAAGGGAUCUUACACCUGAUCAACUGACCAACAUGAUAGAUACCUUGUCUGACUGGCUGGAAACAUCGGAUAGCUUGUUGCAUCAAAUUCAGGAGAAAAUCAAGUGGGCUGACACAAUGAGUGAGGUGAACAAGAAGCACCAGAAAGAAUUUGAAGACAGAGUGGAAGAAGCCAAAAAAUCAAUCAAGUUGAACAAUUUAAGCAGGCAGACAUCGACUUACGGGGGCAUGACGACUUUCUCUCUGAAUCUGGAGGAAUAAUGGAUUUUGAAGAGGACCGCAUCCGACCAAAAAGGAGGCGACAACCAAUGGCGUAGUUUCAAUGAAGUCUUUACCCAUCUCUCCCCGCAUGUGAAGUACUGAUGCCUUUCUUGAGACAUUUUGACGCCAGAGUUGAGUAAAACAUUCUUCAGUUAUGGUGCCUCCUUUAAAGCUAGUCUGUUAUUAUUGCCUUCUGGAGAAACUGCUUGUCUUUUUGGUAGAGAUGUACAAGGAGGUCCCUCUUACCGCUGCAUUUAUUUAGUAGUGAAUUACAAAUGGUUGAAUUAGGGUCUGUUCGAUUCAGUUGAAGAUUAUAAAAAGCAGUUUGUAGAUUGUAAAAGCUGGUGGAAUACUGAUUGCUGUAUUAUUACAAUUUGGGGGCUAAAUUGUAAUAAUGCAACUUUUACAAUCUAGCUGGUUGUUUUAGCUUGCAGAUUAUGACCAUAAUUCAACUUUUGCAAUCCAACUAUUUGUUUGGGCUUA
Phragmites australis (common reed) is the source of this 1447-nucleotide messenger RNA. Its product is annotated as COP9 signalosome complex subunit 7-like. Lineage: Eukaryota; Viridiplantae; Streptophyta; Magnoliopsida; Poales; Poaceae. The transcript is spliced from 9 exons. The record is from RefSeq and is a predicted model, not a curated record. The coding region runs from base 221 to 964 and encodes 247 amino acids. Gene Ontology annotation, cellular component: COP9 signalosome.